AUGCUCGAUCCACCUCUCAAGUACCAGGUCAUCCUUCGAUGGAUCAAACAACGGUUACACAGUUUACACGAUUCUCCCAUCUUCUCACCACUUUCUACAGUAUAUGGGCCAAAGCACAAACAUGGCAUAGCGAUCUACGACAGUCGUAGUCGUAGACAACAUAGACUCAUAAUAACACUUAGAUACCUUGCCACGGGUGAUUCGCCAUUAUCCAUAGCAGUAGCAUUUCGAGUUGGAGAAUCCACUGUCAGAAACAUAAUAAAGAAAGUUAGUUUAAUUUUGAUAAAAGUAUUACAACCAAUAUAUAUUGCUCCUCCUAUUGAAGAAGAUUGGAAGAAAUGUGCAGAUGGUUAUUGGAAGAGGUGGAAUCUCUCUAAUUGUGUUGGAUCGUUUGACGGAAAACACAUAAGACUACAGUGUCCUCCAAAUUCGGGAACUUUAUUUUAUAAUUAUAAAAAGUAUUAUAGCAUCGUUUUAAUGGCUGUGGCAGAUCAUUUAUACAGAUUUACUUUGGUUGAUGUAGGAGCCUAUGGAGGAAACAGCGAUGGAGGAAUUUUUAAUGAUUCUCAAAUAGGAAUAAAUCUAAAUAAUGAACAAUUAAAUCUACCAAAAGCAACUAUUAAUCUUCCUGGUAUCAAUUUAAAGACAUUUGGAUAUUUCGUUGCUGAUGACGCCUUUAGACUCACAAAUAGAAUAAUGGAACCAUAUUCUGGUAAGAAUUUGAGCGACAACCAGAAAAUUUGUAACUACAGAUUGUCUAGAGCACGUAGAACUGUUGAGAGUGCGUUCGGAAUUCUUGCCAAUAAAUGGAGAAUAUUGCAUACGGCCAUUUGCAUGCUACUAGAAACUGCGAACAUAAUUGCUACAGCUGCGGUUUGUUUGCACAAUUAUGUGCUAAAAGAAGAACAACAAAGUGGACAUAAAUGUUAUAGUAAAGAAACAAUUGCAGAAAGUAAUACAAAUUAG
Ooceraea biroi (clonal raider ant) is the source of this 966-nucleotide messenger RNA. RefSeq names its product protein ALP1-like. The record is from RefSeq and is a predicted model, not a curated record. NCBI's taxonomy places the organism in Eukaryota, Metazoa, Arthropoda, Insecta, Hymenoptera, Formicidae.